AGGCCAUGGUACCAGCUGCUAGAGUGUGAAUAGUUUCAUCAUUUGGAAAAUCAUUUAGAAUGGAGAUUUUUUUUUGAUCGGAAGACACCCUUGAGAUUACUCGAAGAAUUUUGGGAUGAUGGCAGGAAAUUAAGGAAAUGGAUGAUUUUUGGAAGUGUAAUGUGUGAGAAAAUUGCUCGAUUGGCUCAUCUAUAGCACUUUGCAUGUCCUGCUGAAGACACGCAUGGCAUUUGGGUUGCAAAGGGUGUGUUUUCUCUCGGCAGUCGGUCGAAAGGUCUCAGUCUCUUGUGUACAGUGAGAAUGGUGAGAAUUAUAUAAUUCCUUUGUUGGUUUUCUUAUCAAUACAAGAGUUCUAGUGUACCAAGUUUUUUGGUUCUUCUUCAACACUCUACAUCUUUGAACAUUCUGCAGAAGACAGAGGCGAAGGAUAGAAUAAUUCAUUUUUCUUGAUCAUCAAAACUCGGGACAAGCUGGCUGAAUUUGUGUGGGGAAGUGACGUGAAAUUGGAUACAUACAGAAUGUCAUCCCUACAGAGUCCUUCGUUAUCAGAUGAAGAGAGAGACGAAUACUCCGAUGGAUCUGUUCGCCUACGAAACCCUAAUAUUGAAUUAAUGGACCAAGACAUCCUUUAUCAUUUGGCCCUGGGGAGUGGUAGUCAUGAUCUUCAGGAAAUGUUUGGUGAUGUCAAGUUUGUCUGCAUGGGUGGUACACCGAAGCGAAUGGAGAAUUUUGCUCAUUACAUCAUGUCUGAAAUUGGUUACAAAUUGCCACCGGGAACUCAAUUGCAGGACAUUAGUGCAUUCUCUUAUCGGUAUUCCAUGUACAAAGUGGGUCCUGUGCUGUCUGUGAGCCAUGGAAUGGGAGUACCAUCGAUUGGGAUCCUGCUUCAUGAGAUUAUCAAGCUCAUGUACCAUGCCAAGUGCAAGGAUCCAAUCUUUAUCCGUAUCGGAACUUGUGGUGGAAUUGGAGUUGAGGGUGGAACUGUUGUAAUCACCGAUGAUGCUGUUGAUGGUUUGCUGAGGAGUACAUAUGAGAUGACAAUUCUGGGAAAGAUUGUGCAGCGACCAGCAAAAUUAGAUAAGAAAUUGGUGCGCGACUUCAAGACUCUGGCUGAUGUUGAGGAUCCCUAUGACACAGUCGUGGGCAAGACAAUGUGCACAAAUGACUUUUAUGAGGGUCAGGGACGUCUCGAUGGUGCAUUCUGUGAUUUUACCGAGAAUGAGAAGAUGGAGUAUUUGGAGAAGUUGCGUGACUUUGGUGUGGUAAAUAUAGAAAUGGAGUGCACAACAUUUGCAGCAUUGACUCACUACGCGGGCAUUCGAGCGGCAAUUGUCUGUGUCACACUGUUGGAUAGGCUCAAGGGAGAUCAAGUGAAUACGCCGAAGGAAGUGAUGAACGAGUGGCAGGUCAGACCACAAAUUCUCGUAUCGCGUUUCAUACGAAAACACUUGGCACAGCAGGGAAAAUUGAAGUCCCUCAUGCAGCAGCACGGAUCAAUACGGUCUCCGCGACGCUUUAAGCUGGUCCAGCAGGAGUCUGAGGCCCAUGAGUAAAGAGAAAUAGAACAUACAACAAUACCCGAAAGAUCAGGGCCAACGUGAACCCAGCACAGGACGGAGAAAGUAUGAAGAAAAGAAUGUAGGUGAAGGGAAUUGGAGCAUUUUCAUAAUAUUGAUUUUCCUCCAUGAAGCCUCCCCUCACAUUUUGUAUGGCGUCACGUAACGAUUUUUUGGGGGGUAAGUUGCUGAAGGAAUUUUUUGAAUUUCAUUUUCUCUACAUCCCAACUCGCAUCAUUCCAAGAAUAUUGUUAUAUAAUUUUAUUGCCAAACAACAACCCUCUCAGCUGAAACGGGUUAUUUGCUAACUGCCUAAGAAUUUUCAAAGUUGCGAGAAAGUGGUGUGAUUGAUAGAGAGAAAGGAUAAUAUGUUAUUUAAUAUAUACACCACAAACUAUAUUGGCCAUAAUAUUCUGACAAUAUUUUCACACAAUCUGUGGAAUAUAUUUAAAAAAAAAAUGAACAAUCACGAUGUGAAAUGGCUCUAAAAAAAAGUAUCUUAAUAUGCAUUUUAUAUAUUAAUUUAUUGAAAAGAAUCCACUUGAAGAUUGGCAAAGUAUAAAAAGAGACAGUUAAAACACUCUAACAAACAACGAUAAAGAUGCUUUUACAUAAAAAAAAAGAAAAA
Messenger RNA from Phlebotomus papatasi, 2184 nucleotides. RefSeq names its product uridine phosphorylase 1. Gene Ontology annotation, biological process: nucleotide catabolic process; uridine catabolic process. The record is from RefSeq and is a predicted model, not a curated record. Gene Ontology annotation, molecular function: uridine phosphorylase activity. The transcript has 6 exons. Gene Ontology annotation, cellular component: cytosol; cytoplasm. The coding region runs from base 519 to 1553 and encodes 344 amino acids. NCBI's taxonomy places the organism in Eukaryota, Metazoa, Arthropoda, Insecta, Diptera, Psychodidae.